Culex pipiens pallens (northern house mosquito) is the source of this 1147-nucleotide messenger RNA. Its product is annotated as ester hydrolase C11orf54 homolog. Lineage: Eukaryota; Metazoa; Arthropoda; Insecta; Diptera; Culicidae. The record is from RefSeq and is a predicted model, not a curated record. The coding region runs from base 117 to 1085 and encodes 322 amino acids. The transcript is spliced from 3 exons. Gene Ontology annotation, molecular function: hydrolase activity, acting on ester bonds; zinc ion binding. Gene Ontology annotation, cellular component: nucleus.
GUGACUUUCAUUCACAGUUUGACUUGCGGAGAGAUUGCAUCGCGAUUGCAUACAUUAAUCGGAAUAAGUGCAUUUAGUUAACGAAGAUUUGAAUCGUUUUUAGAGUAUUUGCAAAAAUGGCCAGUAUUGAUACCACCAUACUGCCCUUUGAGGAGAAACCGCUGUACAUGCCACCGUUGGACGAAAUUCGAGAUGUCGUGGCAGCUGGACUAACAUCCAACUUUGAAACUGUGAAAGUCGAAGUGGUGGACUGUCCCAACCUGACCGAAGAUCCAUUCCAUCUGGCAGGGCAAGGUCUCAACGGAAGUCCCACCCUGCUAGAGCUGGGCGGACCCCCGUACCUGCUGCCCCACGUGGACUACACCAAGCUGUACGAUUUGGUUUCGAUUUCGCAGAAAGCGCUGAACAGCACCAAGAAGGAGUUCCUCGCGAUCGGUGCCGGAGCCGGCCCGUAUCCGUACGUUGACUCGAACUGCGAGGGAAUGUACAACCUGAAGGUGGCCGCCAACGGGCACGUGUUGAGCGAAAGUCACCUUGCCCAGAUAACGCCGGACCGCAAGCGGGUGCUGCUGAAGAAGAUCCCGAACACGGAAACGCGUUGCGCCCUGCUGGGGAACAUCUUCGUCUGUGAAGGUCGCCCGGGGAAGGUGCUGAAGGUCAGCUGCAAGAAGCGAACCGGACCGCAGGACUUUAUCGCCGCCAUCCGGACCACGCUGGAGCAGCACUACGGCGAGCGGACCGUCGGCAUGGGCGGGGUGUUCCUGCUGAAGAACGGCAAGGCCAAACAGCACGUGAUGUCACCGUUUUCCGAGACGGCCCUCAACACCGAGGACGAGCUGAACGAGUGGCUCAACUUUUUCGACAUGUCGGCCAAGCUGAUCGCCGUCGGAACGCUCGUGACGAACGAGUGCGACCUGGACCUGCGGUUGCAGCACUUCCAUAGCUUUUCACGGCACGGCGAGGGUGGCCACUACCACAUUGACACCACGCCGGAUGUGGUCGAGUACGAGGGAUACUUCAACGUGGGCGAGCGGAUCGUGCGCGUCGACAAGCCGGCCAAUACGCACAAGAUGGGACGGGAUUGAGGGUUGAUUUAUCGUGUACUUUUUGUUGUUGUUGGAAUAAACGGUUCUAUUUUCAAAAAAAU